AUGGGGGCAGAAAAAUCCAAACCUGAAUCGAACAUAACUGACUAUGAACUACAAGUUGCACUUGAAAAACAAAGAAUAAUAUAUGAAAAGCAGACACAAGCUUUAUUACAAAUUCAACGUGACGCUUUAGCUAAAUCACAGGAAAAACAAAGAACAAGUGAGGCAACAAGUAGCACUUCGAAUACCCCAGGUUCAUCGGUUACUAAUUCAAUAUAUCCUAAUCUGCCAGGCCCUUCAAAUCGGAACCCAUUCUCCCCGCCAGAUUUACCCCUUAAUAGGAAUUUGUAUGUGCAAAAUGUGGAACCAGCCUAUUUAGAUGGCAGUUUUCAGGUUCCCACUCGAUCUUUAACACCAACAGCUCCACCGCUAUCAAUUUAUGAGCAAGAAACGCAAACUCGUGCAAAAAUGCAACCGCGUCGACCACAAUCAAUUGAUCAUCCAUUCAAGUAUCGUAUGCGCUGUCCUAAUUGGAUAUAUGGAUGCUCAUUACAUUUUGAAAAACAUCAACUUACUGCCCACGUAGAAGAAUGUCCUUACAAUGAUUUAAUAUGUCCCAUGAACAGUUUAAAUGGUUGUUCAUGGAAAGGCAAGCUUGACCAUAUCAAAGUGCAUUUCGCCGAAGUUCACCCUCAAUGUUCAAAAAUCCAAAUAAAUAAGGAGGACACUUUACACAUCUGUGGUAACUAUCAGUUCAUACAUUUAAUUACUCUUGACUCGUACAAUUUUUUAUUGCACCUACAAGUAGACCAAUACAAGAAACAAGUUAGCUUUGGAGUGCAACUUAUCGGUUCAAAGGUCAGCGCAGCGAAAUGGACUUAUGAAAUUCGGGUCUAUAAUAAAAAAGAACCUCGGAGGUUAUUCGAGUACGUUGACAAAUGCCACUCAAAUUGUGUACCUCUCCAAGAUAUCACCGACCAAUUUGCGAUAAUUAGCCUCGACUAUGCCAAAACAUUCUCAGAACAAGAUGUAAUAACAUUUAAGAUUUUCUUGAGAAAAGCUGUUCGUCCAAGUGAAAGAAAAGUACAACAUGAAGAGAAACCGCCUCACGGUUUUUUAAAUAAAAGAUGGCAAACUAGGAAGCUAAUUUAA
This is a messenger RNA of Pieris macdunnoughi, 1089 nucleotides long. The record is from the annotation of a GenBank genome assembly. NCBI's taxonomy places the organism in Eukaryota, Metazoa, Arthropoda, Insecta, Lepidoptera, Pieridae.